AUUGUUGUGAUCGUGCGGCUGCUCAGGCGGCGGCGCGCCGACAUAGAGGAGGACUGGCACACGGAGCGGGCCGGGGCGGGAGAGGGGAAAGUAUUGUAGCACUGUGAAUGCCCACAAACUGAGGCCAUAUGAUGAUGCGCGUGCGGGGGCCGUGUACAUGCUUAAUCCCAUUUCCUUAUCCGGGGUUCGUCCUGGAGGCGCGCCAUUGGCCAGCCGCCGUCACGUGGCUUCUUAACUUUGUUCACUUGACAGAAAAGUAGGAGGGUUCAACGGAACAGGAAUAACCGAAGAGUAAAGGGAUGAGAUAUAAAUUUUAGUUAUAUAUUUUCCGAGUAGGUGCAAUUCCACAAAAAGACUGAAAUUAAUGGCCAUGAGCUCCUAUUUGAUCAACUCCAACUAUGUGGACCCCAAGUUCCCGCCGUGCGAGGAGUACUCACAGAGCGACUAUCUGCCCAGUCACUCUCCGGACUAUUACAGCUCCCAGAGGCAGGAGCCUGCUGCCUUCCAGCCGGACUCUCUCUACCACCACCACCAACACCACCCGCACCACCAGAGCCACCACCAGCAGCGAGCCGAGCCGCCGUUCACGCCGUGCCAGCGCGCCGCGCAGCCCGCCUCGGUGGUGAUGUCCCCUCGGGGUCAUGCCGUCCCUCCGACCGGGCUGCAGACCACCCCUGUCCCGGAGCAGAGCCACCGCUGCGACUCGGUGACACCGAGCCCGCCUCCGCCUCCGUCUUGCGGUCAAACGCCUCACAGCCAAAGCACUUCUUCCCCCACGAGCAGUCGCAAGGACCCGGUAGUCUACCCGUGGAUGAAGAAAGUCCAUGUAAACAUCGUGAGCUCCAACUACACGGGGGGCGAACCGAAGCGCUCGCGGACGGCGUACACGCGCCAGCAGGUUCUGGAGCUCGAGAAGGAGUUCCACUACAACCGGUACCUGACGCGCAGGCGCAGGGUGGAGAUCGCGCACACGCUGUGCCUGUCAGAGCGGCAGAUCAAGAUUUGGUUCCAGAACCGGAGGAUGAAGUGGAAGAAGGACCACAAGCUGCCCAACACCAAGGUCCGCUCCGGGGCAAACAGCAGCAACACAAACUCCCAGGCUCUGAGCGGCUCCCAGAACCGCUCCUCUGGACCCCUAUAGCCCGGUACUGGCUCCCCUCUGUCUCAUGUCUGCCCUCCCUGAUUACCCAAACUGAACGCCGAAGGGCCCACCACGCUUGUAACCACCGGAACCUGCACUUUGGACCGGAAUAACGCCUUUGCUGUGGCGGGAGGGAGGGAGGGAGUCGCUGCCGCCGUCCGGCCCUGAUCUGAUGCUCCUCACUAAGAUAUGACGCUCUGACGUGGGAGGGGGUGGAGGGGGGAGCUCCCAUUCACAAAAUAUGAAAUGAACAAAAGUAGGUGAAGGAGACUGAAAGAACUGAGAAACGGCGUGGUGGCGUCCAGAACCCGUCCCUCUGCCCUCUCACUGCCCGCUCCUCGCCCCGUCUUUUAUAGCCUCCCUCUGCCUGCUGCUGACGGCGGGCUGAAGAUAAUGUUCCCGCGUGUGUGUGGCUUCUUUCCUCUUCCUUUUCUAUCCAAGACUCCUUUUUUUUGGUGAAGAUGGAUCCUCGUUUUCAUCUUUAAUCAUGCCAAACUCGGGCCCCAUUUGUCAUGUUUACUCUGCGGGUACAAAGCAAAGGGGUGAACCGCGGCUCUGCCCAUUACCCCCCAGCCCCUGCACCCCCUUCCUCCCCCUGCCCCCGUCUCCAAACCACUAACCCCCCCAACACACGCACGUGUAAUAAAUGGAAGUCUCGUUUCGUCAAGAGAAGUAUUCUUACACUACAGACCCUGAUAGUCGUCCAACCCUCAUGUAACCUCCGGUAUGAUCCAAACGACAGCAGGCGGUUCCGCCGUCCCGCUGCUACAAGUAUAACUGUUUGUAUUUCUGUCUCUUUUUUUGUGUUUAUUUUUGUUUAAUGACAAAAUAUAGCUUUUCAAAUUUUAAUUCUAGUUAUUUUUGAAUUGAGUGUUGAUUGUGAGCUGAAGCCGGUGUUGCUGCGCGCCGCCGGAGCGUCCGGCGGUCCGCGGGCUGCUCACGUCGUUACAGGGAACCACGGAACAGGGUGAUGAACGUGAACACGGUCACAGGAACGCAUUUCCCUCCACCUACCUAACAGGGUUUAUAGAGCUGCCUAACACUAAUAAUCACACCCAACUCCUGGUACAGAUAGCUCCAGAACACCUUAUAAACACAGCACUAUUGCAAUGUACUACCUAUUACCUCAGUUGUACUUAUAUAUAUAUAUAUAUGUUUAUUUUUUGGUCAUCUUAUUUUUUCUCCUGCUCGUUUCAUGAAGUGACAGCGUCUCGAGCUUUUAUAUUUUUUGAAAUUGUGUGACGAGUUAUUAUAAUAAUUAUUAUUAUUAUUACCUGCAAUACAAUUCUUGUAUUCUUGUAUGUGGAAAGUUAAAAAAAAAAUGUAAUUUAAUUAUAAGCAAUUGUUCUAGAAAGGGACAUUCAGAAAAAUAAGGAGCCUCUUGUUGCAUGAACGGUGUUGAUUUAUUUUUCUAUCUUUUCUCUUCGUCGCUCUUUCCUCCGCACAUUAAAUGCGCGCACACUUUCUGCCCUCUCCUCCUCUUCCUCCAUCUCUCUAUGUUUCUUCACGUUGUGCCACUUUUUAGAUAUUUUAUUCUGCAAGUGUUUUAAUUGAUGGUAUUUUAUUUACAUUCCAAAGAUUAGUUUCUAUGGUUAUUGAUGAUGAUGAUGAUGAUGAUGAUGCUUUAGUGAACAUGUGUCCCCCGAUGUGCUCCUGUCUCUGCUCAUGCCUCCUCUCUGUCCACCUUCCUAUUAUUUGUAAAUAGUUCAUAGAAAUUUAAAUAAAUGGCUGAAAAUGUA
This is a messenger RNA of Stegastes partitus (bicolor damselfish), 2880 nucleotides long. It is a transcript of the gene hoxb4a, whose product is annotated as homeobox B4a. Gene Ontology annotation, cellular component: nucleus; nucleoplasm. Lineage: Eukaryota; Metazoa; Chordata; Actinopteri; Pomacentridae. The transcript is spliced from 2 exons. Gene Ontology annotation, biological process: embryonic skeletal system morphogenesis; anterior/posterior pattern specification; positive regulation of transcription by RNA polymerase II. The coding region runs from base 365 to 1141 and encodes 258 amino acids. Gene Ontology annotation, molecular function: DNA-binding transcription factor activity, RNA polymerase II-specific; RNA polymerase II cis-regulatory region sequence-specific DNA binding. The record is from RefSeq and is a predicted model, not a curated record.